This is a messenger RNA of Aspergillus homomorphus CBS 101889, 1272 nucleotides long. RefSeq names its product proteasome regulatory particle base subunit RPN10. Gene Ontology annotation, biological process: proteasome-mediated ubiquitin-dependent protein catabolic process. NCBI's taxonomy places the organism in Eukaryota, Fungi, Ascomycota, Eurotiomycetes, Eurotiales, Aspergillaceae. The record is from RefSeq and is a predicted model, not a curated record. Gene Ontology annotation, molecular function: polyubiquitin modification-dependent protein binding. The coding region runs from base 187 to 1020 and encodes 277 amino acids. Gene Ontology annotation, cellular component: proteasome regulatory particle, base subcomplex; cytosol; nucleus. The transcript is spliced from 4 exons.
AGCUCUCCUCCUCUUCUCCAUCAUCAUCACCACCACCACCACCACAACCAUCCACCACUACCACCAUCAAUCUCUACUCGUCGACCCCUCCUUUUAUACCCGUCAUCUACAGCGCCUCGACCUAUAUUCAACUGUCACCUAGACCAAUCACGUUUGUCGUUUGUCGUAACGCCAAAUCCCGCCAAGAUGGAAGCUACCAUGAUCAUUGUGGACAAUAGCGAAAGCAGCCGUAACGGUGACUAUACGUCGACCCGAUGGCAAGCACAGAUCGACGCCGUCAGCAUCAUCCACUCGACCAAGAUGCGCGUACACCCACAAUCCGCCGUCGGACUGAUGAGCAUGGGAGGAAAGGGCCCCGAAGUUCUGUCGACGUUCACCACCGACUUCGGUGGGAUCCUGGCUGGUCUGCACCGGACGAAGAUCGGUGGCACAGCCCACCUUAGCUCCAGUAUACAAGUGGCCGGUCUCGCACUCAAGCACCGUUCCGAAAAAUCGCAGAGACAGCGCAUCAUCGUGUUCUCAUGCUCCCCGAUCGAAGAAGACGAGAAGACGCUAGUGAAGCUGGCUAAGAAGAUGAAGAAGAACAACGUGUCGAUCGACGUGGUCGCCUUCGGAGACCUAGAGUCUGACCAGACCAAGAAGCUCGAGGCGUUCGUCGAGAACGUCAAGGGUGGCGACGGCUCCCACCUCGCCAUCAUCCCGCCCGGCGACAAUCUGCUGAGCGAGGAGCUCCAGGCCACGCCCAUCCUGGGCGGCGAUGGCAGUGGCGCCGGCGGCGCGGGCCCCGACGGCGGCGACGGCGGCUUCAACUUCGAGGACGCGGCGGAGAACGACCCCGAAUUGGCCUUCGCGCUGCGCCUGUCCCUCGAGGAGGAGAAGAACCGACAAGAGAAGGAGAAGCGCGAUCGUGAGGAGCAAGAGCGUAAAGCCAACUUGGAGGGUAUCCCGGAGGAGGGUGGGGAGGCCAGCGGUAGCAGCAAAGACAAGAAGGAUGACGGCGACAAGAUGGAUACCGCUUAAUGUUGAGGAAUUUGAAAUCAAUCCUCGCGGAUGACUUUUCUCUUACCCUUAUCCUUGAUGCAUACCCGGCGUUCAUUCUGAUGUACUUGCGUUCUCUCUCUCUCUCUCUUUCCCUCGGUUUUCUCUUGGUUGUAAUUGUAGAAAGCGGUUCUAGAGUCGGGCCUCCUCUCACACGACACGCUUUUUUAGGGUGGGGACAAAAGGUUCCGCGAUUCAUAAGAGAAAUCUAUAUCAUGAUCGUAGUUCUAUAUG